Molecule: messenger RNA, 528 nt
Organism: Brenthis ino (lesser marbled fritillary)
Lineage: Eukaryota; Metazoa; Arthropoda; Insecta; Lepidoptera; Nymphalidae
Source: the annotation of a GenBank genome assembly
AUGGCCAAAUUUGCUCCAAUUGAAAAAUUUUUUAGGAAUCGCAAUCUUCGAGGUAUUAGAUACGAGAUAAAGUUCCGAACUCAUAACGGCUCCGGCCUCUUGAUGUGGAGACGGAAAAUUGGAAUACGACGAGAUUUUAUUGGACUAGGACUCAGUAAUGGAAAAUUGCAAUUGAUAUACAGUGACACAGAUUCAAAGGAAACAUCUAGUGAGUGGUUCCAAAGUGUUGAGUCUAAAGAGCGGGUGGAUGACGGACUUUGGCACACGGCGGUAGUGAGAAGACGCAAAAGACUGGCGAUGUUGCAAGUGGACGAUCUCCCCCCUGUUAGAGGCUACUCGCAAUCCCUGCUCGUUCCCUCGAAAGCCAACCCUAAGUUAUGGAUAGGAGGAUCACCGUCCCUGCCGUCGGGGCUGCCGGCCGCGCUCUACAGCGGCCUGCGCGGGUGUGUCGCCGCCCUGAAGGCCGGCGGCCGACACGUCGAUGUUAAAACACCCAUUCGACCCACCAUCCCGGUACGAUAUUGCGAU